AUGUUAUCAUUAUGUCUACUUGUUGUCGCACUGCCGUCCUACCACGUCUCCUCAAUCAAUGGGAGAAACUGUUUACCAGUCAGGGACGAAGAAUCACAAACAAGGGCGCCGCCAUGGUUGGGUUCUUUCCCGCAGAGUUGUUUACUCAAGAACAAACCAAUGUCAUUAAUCGAUAGACAAUAUCCUUUGUCCAAGCGGACGAGGUCCUGGCUUCUUGCGACUAGCUCUGGACUUCAGCAUUCGCGUCAACGACUUGUUCCACGCCUAGACGAAGCCAUGCAGGCGCUUCUGCGCACGAUGCCAUUUCAGAUCUUCCUAGAGCCAGUGAAAGGCCCCGUGCAUACAGAAGAACACGUGGUACGACACAGCCAGCCUCCAAAUGAGCUGCUCCGUUGGCGUAGGAAAUUGAAAUUGCCAUCCGAUCAUGCAGGGAGCUUUGAAGGCAACGAUGAAGACAUCCCCAAGACGGUAGUACAUUAG
This is a messenger RNA of Colletotrichum tamarilloi, 480 nucleotides long. RefSeq lists its product as uncharacterized. Bases 1 to 480 code for a protein of 159 amino acids. NCBI's taxonomy places the organism in Eukaryota, Fungi, Ascomycota, Sordariomycetes, Glomerellales, Glomerellaceae. The transcript is spliced from 2 exons. The record is from RefSeq and is a predicted model, not a curated record.